AUGAACAUGUCGCUUCCCUCCAAAGAAGCUACUUCCACUCCAGCCAGGUUUUCCGAAGCUCAAAGAACCACGAAUAAAGCCGAGCAUCCAGUGGACGCUCGAUUUAGACGACUCAAAGCCAAAGUUCUUCCUGAAACGCCGUACAUCUUACAUGUUAGAUCUACAUAUCGCCAAAGCCCAGAGCAUGCGAACCUCUGGCGACUUGGUAGUCAUUUCGAUCCUAACGAAGAAGAAUUGCAGUACCUCACUUUCAAAGACCGGACGAAUGACUUGACCCCUGGUCUGUUUUGCCGUGGCGGGUGGGACGAUGGAAAAGGAGGAUUAGCACCGCCAGAAGAGCCCAACAGCAGAACUAGUAGCGACGGGACUCCACUUCAAGGGCAGGGUCAAAAGAAGAAGAUCAGCUUGGCGGACUACAACAAAAGGGAUAAGAACAAGGCUGUUGCAGCUACAACAAAACCCACAGGUCCGAAACCAAAAGAACAUCAGAAAGAUGACGCGAGUAUCCAGGGACUUGAUGCAAAUGUCAAACUGCCAAAGCCUCUCCAGGUCGAGCAGCACGGUCAAAAGAGAUCGGCGGACGCGAUAGAAGUGGGGAAAGAUUCCAAUGCUUCCGAGCAACCUCUAGCUGCUCCAUCUGCUAAGAAGGCGCGAACCACGUCUGAGCCGCCCAACCCCGCAUCAGCAGGGCCGCUCAAAGUUCCCCCUCAAAGAACAAGUGUUGAGAUUGGCAUCAUCAAAGACUCAUCUGAUGCGCAAAAGGUCAGAUCUCAUGAAAGUCCCAAGGCUGAGAAGCCGCCGACAGAAAAGCAACCCGGUCCUGAGAAAGUCGUACCGAAAGAGAAGAAGACGGAGGCACUCAACCUGCAUGGUCUCCCGCCAAUGCUAUCGCCCACACUACCUUCAGAGAUCGAAGAGGAGCUCGCCAAGUUGAACCCUAGCAUUCGAAGACGCAGUGGCAGCAUCGCGAAGAGCAAAAGCCCUAACCCAUCUUCCAAAAUCAAGCAGCAGAAGAAUGAUACGGGCUCGUCAACCGACGAAGAGGGCGCUAAGUCAAGCGUCGGAGGGAAGGCUUAUGCAUCGAGCAAGACCAGCACGACAGCUUCCGUCAACUCUGUCAAACACCAACGGAUUCAACCACAAGUGACCUCAGCUCCUCGGCAAGCAGCUAAGAACAUUGUGUCAAACAAAGUUACACCUUCGAAACCGAAUAAGCUUCUCAUUUCUCCCGUCACCGCACCGGUAACGGCAUCAACAACACCUCAGAGAAUUGAGAAACGAAGAUUGCGCCUACUUUUGAAGAUCAGGAAGAAGACAAAUCGCAAAAAUCUUGCUCAAUAUCUAAGGUUGCCGCCCACACAAGGAAAGUACCCACACAUCCGUCGAACGAUAGAGCACGAACAGCGUUCAAGGACUCCGCAGUCGGAGCAGAAGCAUGCCAGCAAUUCUUAUGAAAAUCGGCUCGAGAUACAGGCGAAACCAAAGCGUAAUGAUCCAGAGGCUGCCAACGCUGGCGAAAAGCGGCGUGGGUCUCUAGAUCGUAGAGACGAACCGGAGCUUCCCGCCAAACGUCACAAGACUCCGAGAUGGGCUUCGCAAAACGCUCAUACACCGAAACAACCUUCAACUAGCUCUCCCGCUCCAUCGAAUGUUGGAAGUACGCAGAAACCACAAUUACUCACUCCGAAGGCUGAUCCCAAGAGCGCCCCCAUGCUGCGUGUUGAGUCCGGCGAAGGCUCGACCACCACACCACGAGGCCUUGCUCUGAAUAGUACCCCCAAUGUACCAGAUGCUGGAAACCGGCGUAAUUCUGUCACGUCGUCUGGUGGUCGCAAGCCUAGUCUGCAGGAUGUGAAGCGUGACGCUAGCAAGUAUUUGAGACAAGCAACAGACUUAAAGCAUGCCUCGGAUGUGUUUUUGAAGGAAAUUCCGAUCAUGACUGAUAGCGAACGUAAACGAGGCGUCAUGAUUGGUACAGAAUCCGUACUCUGCUACAUUCUGGCUUUCACGCUUUUUGAUGAACCCCAACGACAAUUUGGGCAGAUUGGCAAUAUCGAUGGCUGGAAGUCUAUGCUUCGGCUCUUGGAUCUCAUCAACAGAGAAGCUCAACCGUUCAAACACCUGACUGGUCUCCUCCUCCAGCUCGAAGGCAUCAUUCGAGACUACAUGGUCUGCUACGAUUUCAAAAGACUCGAUUACAAUCCACUUGAGCAGAAAUUAGCUGAGACUGCGGCCGCGGAUCCUGCGAAGACGAAAGAAUAUUGCCAAGCUGCGGCAUAUCACGGGUCAUUCCAUGAAUUCCGUCGCUGCUUCGAGAAAUCGCAGAGUGCAUGGCGUUCGGGACUGGACUUCUUGAAAAUCAGCGACAUCGAAUCUGAAUAUCCCGUGACUUGGGCCAAGCGCGAACGACAGUUUCUUCUCCCUGUCAAAAGCGCAGAUGCCGUAGUACAAGGCGAAUAUCAGCGGAAGUUUAAUCUGCCCAUGGGGUCAAUGACUAGCGGUCUACAGGCUGUGAAUUUUGGCUUGAGCUUUCUCGAGGAGUGGUCAAAGAAGAAUGGGACAAAGUGGGAGCCAAAGCUUGAGCUUUAA
Letharia columbiana is the source of this 2589-nucleotide messenger RNA. RefSeq lists its product as uncharacterized. The record is from RefSeq and is a predicted model, not a curated record. The coding region runs from base 1 to 2589 and encodes 862 amino acids. NCBI's taxonomy places the organism in Eukaryota, Fungi, Ascomycota, Lecanoromycetes, Lecanorales, Parmeliaceae. The transcript has 2 exons.